This is a messenger RNA of Pyrus x bretschneideri (Chinese white pear), 735 nucleotides long. RefSeq lists its product as uncharacterized. The record is from RefSeq and is a predicted model, not a curated record. The transcript is spliced from 4 exons. Gene Ontology annotation, molecular function: calcium ion binding. The coding region runs from base 89 to 589 and encodes 166 amino acids. Lineage: Eukaryota; Viridiplantae; Streptophyta; Magnoliopsida; Rosales; Rosaceae.
GCUGCUUGGCGAGUUAUCUAUCUUUAUUUGUUGUACUUAUCAUCCAACCCAAGCGCAAAAAGCUCUGUACUGAGCUCACUGCUGCGCCAUGGGACAGGUCCUCGACAGGUUGCGAGAUAAGCAAUGGAGGCGAAAGCAAAUACGCAGGAUUACAGAUGAGGUGUUUGAUCUUUAUUUUAAAAGUGACACAGGAAGCGUUAACUUGAAUUUUGACGAUCUGUACAUCGGCGUACUACUUGUGUUCAAUGAACUCAAUAAGCGUUUACCCGGCCCGCAUAUUGAUCCACCCUCCAAAGAUAUUGUCUUAGAUAUGAUGAAGGAAAACGAUCUCAAUCUUGAUGGAGAAAUUGACCGCGAAGAGUUUGCAAACUUCAUCAAGCAGUUGACAGCGGACACAUUCGUUAUUGUCAGUCAAGGACUGAUCAUCACACUGGUUGCAGCACCGGCGUUUGCAAUGGCGACAAAGAGGGCUACCGAGGGUGUACCGGGGGUUGGAAAGGUCGUGCAAAGGUUACCCAAUUCAGUUUAUGCAUCCCUUCUGACUUUUACUGUUGUGCUGUUUCAACAAGCGCGUCAUGAGUUCAAUUAGCCGCAAGUUUGUUCUCAGUUCAAGCCUUCGAUGGUCUAUUUAAAAGACUUGAUUAUUUGUGGCUGCACAAUAAGAUACAAGGAGAAUGGUGUUUGAACUUAUCGUAUAUAAAUAGUUGUCUUUUGGAAGUUAACCACUUUAGUUCA